This is a messenger RNA of Emiliania huxleyi CCMP1516, 742 nucleotides long. Its product is annotated as NDUFA5/B13 subunit of NADH:ubiquinone oxidoreductase. The transcript has 5 exons. Gene Ontology annotation, biological process: respiratory electron transport chain. NCBI's taxonomy places the organism in Eukaryota, Haptophyta, Isochrysidales, Noelaerhabdaceae. The record is from RefSeq and is a predicted model, not a curated record. The annotation marks the transcript as partial.
AUGCUCACCGCUCGCGCCGCUGGUGUGCUGCGAACCACCGGCUCGCCGAGGGGCCCGGCGCACCUGCUGCACGCGCGCUGCAAGACGAGCACCGGGAUCGUCGGGCUGCCCGUCCAGCCCGAGGCGAAGGCCAUCCUCGAGGGCCUCUACACCAAAACGCUCUCCGCGCUCGAGGCGUUUCCGGCGUCGGCCGAGUACGCAAAGGUGGUGGGGGGCAUCGCCAAGGAGCGGCUCGCGGUGGUCAAGUCGGCCGCAUCACUUCCUGAGAUUGAGGCCAAGAUUGGCGCCGGGCAAGUCGAGCAGCUGAUUGAGCAGGCGGAGGACGAGCUGAGGCUCCUCCCGGUGAUGCUGGAGGAGCGCGUGUGGGAGGCGUAUCAGGGCGCCCCUGCCGACGACCUCUACCUCGACCUGAAGCGGCGCGGCAUCACGCUGCAGCGCUUCGACAUCCCCAUGCGACCAUCGCAGGAGAGAGAGAGAGAGAGAGAGAGAGAGAGAGAGAGGGAGAGGGGAGGGGGGAGAGGGAGAGGGAGAGAGGGAGAGAGGGAGGGAGGCCACACGGACCUCACCACAGACCUCCACCCGGAUGGUGCGCCGUGCAUGCGCCUGUGCAACGCGCCACGUCGCCACGCUGCGGCCCGCGCGCGACCGCCUAUUCUGCCGGGUGUUGAUCUCACACUCGCCUCGCGCGGCCACGGGAGAGAGUCGGUCGCGCCAGCUAUUUCGUUGCACGUUGGAGACUGCU